CAUCAUUCUUAUUAUUAAUUUUUUUAAUCAAUUGUCUAUUCAAUGACUUUGCUCUCUUGGAGAAAUCUUAGAAAUGGAAAUCAUUCUCAAUUUCUGUUUUGGUUGCUGAUAAAACACUGGAAAGCAAAGACUAAGCAUGCUUUUUUUUUAUUGAAAAAAUUUUCUUUUUUUAUCUGCUGUUGGUUGUUGUAUUCUAAAUAUGGAGAAAAAAAUUAAUGAUAAAACACAAGGAAAAAAGAAGUGAAGAUUAAUCAGGUUUUGACAAAAUAGAAAUUAGGCAUGAUUAACCAGCAACCAUGCUGAUAAAGUGCCAUCUUCCCUUCUUAGAUUGACUCUCCAGCAUAUGGUGUCUGGGGAAACAUAUGGUUUACUUUCUCAGUUCGAUAUGCUUGGUACAUAAGUUCUGAAAAUUGUAUGGCCUGAUUGAGCAGGCAUGCUGUAGCUGUAGAGUUCUUGCUUGAAUGUGUAUGGUUUGUCCUUUAAAAUUACAAUUGAACAUAAUAUCCUAGAUAUUAGGAUUGCCGCAGGCUUAUGUAGAUCACAGUCUGUGCAACGAUUCAAUCCUGAGUGAGAGAGUGGUUUUGUGAUUUUGAUUGUUUAGGGUGACUUUUGAUUGAGAUGUUCGAUUGAGUUGUCAGGACAAAGGGAAUGUAAAUCUAGAUCAACACUUACAGAAAAUUAAAGUUAUAUAUUGAAGUUUUUGGUUUUUAGAAUUAGAGAGGCUGAGAAAACAGAAAUCAUGCUACAAUGUACCUGGAAUGAAUAUUUGUGCUGCCUCCUUUAAGGAACCUAAAUCUGUUAUGUCUUUGGCCUGUCCAAGUUAGCAUAUAUUAGAUAAACUGUACAUUAGUAUUUAUCAAGCAGUUUAACUCUUUUUAAAUUGAAGAGUGGUAGUUCUGCAUCAUUUUUCGCAGCUUCAGCUCUUUCUUUACUUAUACUCUCACUCAUACAGCCUUCCGUGCUCCCUGUUUCAUUCUUAUUAUUAGAGCAUUGGUUGUUUGGAACAAUAGAAUAUAUGUGUUUGUGUGAGUGAGAAAGAGAAAAAGAAAGAGAAGGGUGGUAGCACUAUACCUUCCAUAUGAAGAAUUUGUUGGCUGGGAGAUUUUUUGUCAAGAGACUUUCUUUCUUUUAGUUUUUUGUCAAGAGACUUUUUUUUUUUGUCAAAAUAGAAAUUGGCAAUUAUUUUAUCUUAACCUCUAUUGGUUUUCUUUGGGGUUCUCAGGAAACAUUUCACUUGAUUCCUUGACUUGGUGGGGCUUGAUUGAUUAUGAGUUUUGAGUCAAAUGUGCUCACUGUGUAUAUCUGUUUAACUAGGCUUGAUAUUAAUAUAUGCAUAUUGUUUGAUCGUUAUAGAAUUUACUUGAAUACACCAAAAGGCAAGGGACUAGACAUUUGCAUUCUGCUGUCAUUUUCGAGGGUUGAAAACCUAGUUCUCAAGUUCUGUUCAAAUAACGUGUUUUGUGGUCCAGGUCCGCCACCUCCAACAAGUUUAGGACUAGAACUUGGGUUUUCAUCUUCUCAUGUGAGAGAUGCGGGCGGUCUCCGCUCACUUCGAACUUUGUCCCUAACUAACGUGAAUUUAUCAGAUGUGUAUGGGGAUUUAUUCUCAGAUUUUUCAUUUCCUUUGCUUGAGAAACUGACUAUAGAGUCUUGUAGAAGCAUGAAUCAGCUCGGAAUUUUCUGUGAAGACCUCAAGGAUCUACAAGUUUGCGGAAUGGAAAAAAUUUGCCUGGACAUAUCUGGAAUGGGACUAGAGAGGUUGGCUGCUGUCAAACUUCAUUUAACAAGUGUCAUCAGCAAUAGCUGCGUUAACAUUUUCGUUCCCAAUACACAAACUUUUCAAUGGGGGCCUGAUGAGGUUGCUGAGAAAGGUUUGGUACACUUCUGGCUUCCAGUGAAUGAUGCCAAAGUGAAGACUCAUACUGUAGUCGUUCUUUCCGCAUUAUCCCAAGCUGAAAAACUUACUAUAUCCUUUCAGAUUCUUGAGAGUUUAUCGAAAAUAUAUUUCGAAGGUGGUCUACCAUUUUCAUUUGUGAACCUCAAGACUUUGGAAAUUAUUACUGCUGGUUUGAGAAAAUCGGAUUUCCUGGGUAUAGCAUGCUUAUUCAAGAGCUCUCCCAUAGUCGAAGGGCUAAAAAUUGUGAUUAGUCCUAUUCAUAGACCACAGGAUGAUAAAUGGAACGACAUCUUGUUGGACAAUGCCCUCUGGAGUGAAGAGCAAUUCUGGGAAUCUCAAGCUCAAACUUUGAACUCCUUCCUUUGUCACAUUAAGAAGGUGGACUUUUCCGUUGUUACAGGCAUAGAUGAGACUGUGAUAAGUGUUGCUAGGUUUUUACUCAAACAUGGAAUAGGCUUGCAAGAAAUGAACAUUUGUCCGCAGAACUGGAAAGCCUAUCAACAAAAUCAAACUGGAUGGCAGGCUAAAUUCAAGAUAAUAGAGGAACUGCCGCGGGCAUCGGAGGAUGUUGAAAUCAAGGAUCAAGUUGACGACGAUGACGAAAGCGAGAAGAGCAACAGAAGCAGAAGCGUUGACCGCAUCAGUGACCUCCCAGAUUACGUUCUCCACCACAUCCUCUUCCUCCUACCCAUCAAAACCGUCGCCCAAACCAGCGUCUUGUCAAAACGAUGGCGUUCUAUCUGGUCCUCGUUCCCGGACCUCGACUUCACCACCCUCACUCGAACCCCCACAAAGCCACAUUCUUCUUCUUCAUCAAAAUCGCUCUCUCAGAAUUCCAAAGAAACAGACUUCAUCACGCAAGUCCUGACUCUCCGCGAUAAGCACUCCGAUAUUCGGAUCCUUCGGUUCGGUUCCCGGUUGAGCUUCUCCCGUCUCAAUGGCCUGAUCCGCCUGGCCAUCCGGCGCAAUGUGCAGGAACUGGACGUGGAGGUUGCCACAGAGGAUUAUUUCAACUUCCCUAGAUGCGUCAUCGCCAGCGACUCUCUCCGCAUUUUCAAGUUGAAAUCGCGCUACCCAGGCUUCAGAUUGCCCCCUUCAUCUGUGAUGACGAGCGGAUUCAAAUCCCUCCACUCGUUGUCGCUUUCACGCAUUGUCUUAUACAACCAGCCUUCUCUCUGCGACAUGUUCGGAGAGUCUGCUUUCCCUAUGCUCAAGAAACUGAGCUUGGACGCUUGUUUCGGGUUGAAGUACCUUCGGAUUGGGUGCAGGGCGCUUGAGGAUUUGACCCUGGAGAACUGCUUUCAGUUACAAGGGUUGGAUGUUUUGGGUGGGAAGUUGGAGAGGUUGAGAAUUGUGAGGUGUUUUGAUGCUUAUGCUGAUAAGAGUUGGGUGAAGAUUGGUGGUCCAAGACUUAGAAUUAUUCUUUGGGAAAACAAUGCUAUUACUGAUAGCUCUUCUCUGGACAAUUUGAGCUCUCUGCAAGAGGCCUCCAUUGGUUUCUUUUUGCUCCAGGAAGAUAUUAGUGUGGCCAAGCUUCAGAGUGUGUCCAACCUUUUUAUGGGACUCUAUCAUGCCCAUUGCUUGACACUUGAUACGCAAUGUAUUGAGAUUCUGUCAAACAGUAAUUACUUUGCGGUUUAUCUGCAUCCAUUCAACAAUCUCAAGUCUUUGGAGUUGCAUACGGGUUUCAACAAGAACAAUGUCCCUGGAUUGGCGUGCAUAUUCAGGAGCUCUCCCAUGCUUCACACUCUGACCCUCAAUAUUAUUAACGAUUACAAGAUUGAAAGGAGACAAUGGAAUAAGGAUUUGUGGGAAAUGUCCAAUUCUGAGGAAGAAAAAUUCUGGGAAUCGCAAACGCAAGCCUUGAGGUCGUUUUUACAAAACCUUACGGUAGUAAAGAUCCAGGGGUUUUUAGAGUGCGAGAAUGAAGUGAGUCUAGCAAAGUUCUUGCUGAAGCAUGGAAAGGCCUUGCAGGAAAUGAUUCUGUGCACAGGACACUGCAAAGCUAGAUAUUCUCUCCAGCGACAAAAGAUUAGGUCACAGAUGAUGGGAUUCUCUUGGGCUUCUUCUAAUGCCAAAAUUGCAUUUCACUAA
This is a messenger RNA of Prunus persica (peach), 3991 nucleotides long. Its product is annotated as putative F-box/FBD/LRR-repeat protein At4g03220. The record is from RefSeq and is a predicted model, not a curated record. NCBI's taxonomy places the organism in Eukaryota, Viridiplantae, Streptophyta, Magnoliopsida, Rosales, Rosaceae. The transcript has 8 exons. Gene Ontology annotation, molecular function: protein binding. Bases 1268 to 3991 code for a protein of 907 amino acids.